Molecule: messenger RNA, 443 nt
Organism: Aspergillus caelatus
Lineage: Eukaryota; Fungi; Ascomycota; Eurotiomycetes; Eurotiales; Aspergillaceae
Exons: 2
Coding region: 61-342 (93 amino acids)
Source: RefSeq, a predicted model, not a curated record
UUUGGUUCUAUUUCCUUUCCUAUUGAAGAUAGGGAGAGAAAAAGAGAGAGAGAGAGAGAAAUGUCAAAGACGACGUCUUCUUCAACUAAAUCAAACCCCACGACCACUACAACGAUAGUUACGGGAUCGACCCCUAACACUGAUUCCCUGAGUACCUCAUAUCAGACUACACGGAACUAUGCCGAGCUGGACAACAUCUCCCGGUAUCGGGAGAGUCCGUCCUGGAUGGAGCCAUAUUAUGCCACCGAGCGCAUGAAGGAUAGGGAGGGUCAUCGGAGACGUAUUGGGGAUGUUAUUCAGGGGGUGGAGGGUAUUUUGGGUCUGGAACGGAAGCGGUCAUAGGGGAAUUUUCUCGUAUGGUGUGUUGGGAUGGGGCUAUAGAGGUUAUACACUUCAUGUUAAAGUGGUGUAGGGAGAAGGCGUUGGUUUGGGAUGGUUUUAGA